Messenger RNA from Hordeum vulgare subsp. vulgare (domesticated barley), 2501 nucleotides. Its product is annotated as wall-associated receptor kinase 3-like. Gene Ontology annotation, cellular component: plasma membrane. Lineage: Eukaryota; Viridiplantae; Streptophyta; Magnoliopsida; Poales; Poaceae. The record is from RefSeq and is a predicted model, not a curated record. The transcript is spliced from 3 exons. Gene Ontology annotation, molecular function: polysaccharide binding; calcium ion binding; ATP binding. Bases 91 to 2325 code for a protein of 744 amino acids. Gene Ontology annotation, biological process: protein phosphorylation; cell surface receptor signaling pathway.
GAGCUUACUGGCCUAGUAUGGGCAUGGCUUCUUGUAGUUAAGUUUGACAGUGCCGUUUAAUUUGUUGUAGAUCUUCAGCCGAAGAAGAAUAUGCACGUCUUGUUGAAGCUUGGCCUUCUUGGCCUCAUACUUCUUGGGACACAGCAUGCCUCUCGGGCAGCCGUCGUCCCCAGCUCAAACUGUCGAAGGCGGUGCGGCGACGUGGAGAUACCGUACCCAUUCGGCAUCGAUCCCAACAUCCCCAACUGCUCGCUGGCAGACGUCUUCGACCUCAGCUGCGAGGUUAGGGAUGGCGUCUACAAGCCUUUCAAGAGCAUCUUUCAGGUGCUGGACAUCUCCCUCACCCACAGCACCGCCAGGGUGCUCAACUACAUCGAGGCCUUCUGCUACAACGCCUCCACCAGGACCAUGGAGCAUCUCGGCUACCACGAGAGCCAGAACGGAGGGCCUUCCUCCGUCUACCGGCUGUCGGACGUCGAGAACAGGUUCACGGUCAUCGGGUGCAACGCGCUGGGCAUCAUGUCCGACCAGGCCGGCACGGGGUACCAGGGGAUGGGCGUCGCGACGUGCCGGAACCUGUCGGACCUGGUGGACGGGUCCUGCGCCGGCAUGGGGUGCUCCCAGACCAUGAUACCCAAGAGGAUGUACUACUACGACACCGACUUCUCCAGGUCCGUCAACACGAGCCGCAUCUGGGAGUUCAACCGGUGCAGCUACGCGGUGCUCAUGGAGGCGGCGGCCUUCAACUUCAGCACCUCCUACGUCGGCAACACCACCUUCAACGACACGUACCAUGGGCGGGUGCCCAUGGUGGUUGACUGGGCUGUGAGAGAUGCAAGGUCGUGUGAGGACGCACGACGGAAUGCGACCUACGCAUGCCUCAGCAGCAACAGCGUGUGCGUGGAUUCAGUCAAUGAUUACGGCUAUAUGUGCAACUGCUCGCGGGGGUACAAAGGCAAUCCUUAUCUCCCUGGUGGAUGCCAAGAUGUCGAUGAAUGUAGUAACAACAACCCAUGUCCUCCGGGAGGCACUUGCCACAAUACCAUUGGAGGAUACCGGUGUUCUUGUCGAGCAGGAAGAAAACUGGAAGGCAACACAUGCAGCCCUGAUAUCGGCUUAAUACUAGGAGUUACAUUGGGAUUAUUUGGAGCCAUUGUUAUUGCCAUGAUCACAGUAUUUUGGGGACAAAUGAUAAUACAGAAGAGAAAAUUGGAAAAAGUUAAGCGGGAGUAUUUCCGCCAACAUGGAGGGUUGCUUUUAUUUGAUAGGAUGAAAUAUGAGAAAGGUCUUGCUUUCACUAUAUUUUCUGAAGCUGAGCUCAUACAUGCUACCAACAACUUUGACAGCACCAAAAUACUUGGAAAAGGAGGUCAUGGAACGGUCUAUAAAGGGAUACUGAAAAACAACCUCACAGUUGCAAUUAAAAGAUGUGCAUUAGUUGAUGAAAGGCAAAAGAAGGAAUUUGGCCAAGAGUUGCUCAUUUUGUCCCAAAUAAACCACAAGAACAUUGUUAAACUCUUAGGCUGUUGCCUUGAGGUGGAAGUUCCAAUUCUAGUAUAUGAGUUUGUUCUAAACGGUACACUUUUCGAGCAUAUUCACGGCAAGAACCGAACAACGCAAAUCUCCUUUAGCAAUCUCUUGAGGAUUUCUCAUGAAGUAGCGGAAGGGCUCAGCUUCCUACACUCCUACGCAUCUCCCCCUAUUGUUCAUGGUGAUGUAAAAACUUCCAACAUUCUUCUUGAUGACAGUCACACGGCCAAGGUAUCAGACUUUGGAGCCUCGAUACUAGCCCCAUCUGACGAAGAGCAAUUUGUCACAAUACUUCAAGGUACGUGUGGAUACCUUGAUCCAGAAUACCUGCAAACAUGCCAGUUAACAUCUAAAAGCGAUGUGUAUAGCUUUGGAGUGAUCCUUUUGGAGAUCCUCACUGGUCAGUUGCCACUAAAGCUUGAAGGACCCGACACACAAAAGAUCUUAUCGUCGACUUUCCUAUCUGCUAUGAAGGAGAAUAAUCUUGAUGCAGUGUUGGUCAAGCACGUGAAAGAACAAGAGAGCAUGGAGUUGCUGAAAGGACUUGCGGACCUAGCUAAGAAAUGCCUAGAUAUGUGUGGUGACAGCAGGCCCUCAAUGAAAGAGGUCGCUAAUGAGCUUGGUAGAUUGAGAAAGCUUCCAAUGUAUCCGUGGGUACGAGUGGGCGUGGAGACGGAUGGAGAGAGCCUUCUAGGUGGAGAUUCUACAUGUGUUCAAGAAAUAGAAUCUGACUAUUCUAUGGGAGAAAAUGAGAACCAACACAUAAAUCCAGCAAGUUCAUAUUAUGCUAGGUGACAAAGGCAUUUAGAUACUCCAAUAAGCUAUUAGUACUUGCAAUGCGUGCAUAGCUUCUUUAGGUCCAUGUGUUCUUUUUUAACCUUGUUACCAUGUGUAUUUCCCCCCUGACUAGCAUUGUUCUAUGUGUAUUUGAUCUGGUUACACAUAAUUGGUUGGAUUGGAUUUGAACAAAA